UUUUAGAAUAGAGAAGAGAAUGAUGAUGUAGAGUGUAGGAUACGACUGCCUUCGGCCCCAACCUUAUAAGUCACCCGGCGACUCUGAGACUUCCAGACCCUUCCCACUCUUUCAGGUAUCCGCUAAUUCCUGCUUCCUACCUAAUCAAUUUAAAUUCUGCCGCUGUUACUCGCCGCCGACGAAGAUGCCUUCCGGUGAAAUACGCUACCAACCUCCAUCCCCACCCCGCACUUCAUCUAUGGAUUCAUGCGAAGACGAAGGAUGGGUUUGGGCCCAGAUUAAAGCCGAGGCUCGCCGGGACGCCGAUGCUGAACCUGCACUCGCCAGCUAUGUCUAUUCUACCAUCCUCUCUCACUCCUCUCUCGCUCGCUCCAUCUCCUUCCACCUCGGCAAUAAGCUCUGCUCCUCCACCCUCCUCUCUACCCUACUCUAUGAUCUCUUCCUAAGCUUCUUCUCCACCGAACCCUCUCUCCGUUCCGCCACCGUGGCGGAUCUCCGUGCCGCCCGAAUGCGUGACCCGGCCUGUACAUCCUUCUCUCACUGCCUCCUGAAUUACAAGGGCUUCCUGGCCUGCCAAGCCCAACGCGUCGCUCACAAGCUAUGGAACCAAUCCCGUCGCCCGCUGGCUCUCGCCCUCCAGUCCCGUAUCGCCGACGUCUUCGCCAUAGACAUUCACCCGGCUGCCAAGAUCGGUAAGGGCGUUCUGUUCGAUCACGCCACGGGGUUGGUUGUGGGGGAGACGGCUGUGAUCGGAAACAACGUUUCGAUUCUCCACCACGUGACGCUGGGUGGAACCGGAAAGGAGAGUGGCGACAGGCAUCCGAAGAUCGGUGAUGGGGUGUUGAUCGGGGCGGGGGCGACGAUUCUGGGAAACAUAAAGAUCGGGGAGGGAGCGAAAAUCGGAGCGGGAUCGCUGGUUUUGAAGGAUGUGCCGCCGAGGACUACCGCAGUGGGGAACCCGGCGAGGCUUGUAGGAGGGAAGGACCAGCCCGCGAAGCACGAAGAUAUUCCGGGUGAAUCCAUGGAUCAUACGUCGUUCAUCUCGGAGUGGUCAGAUUAUAUAAUUUGAUUGAUUUUGAGGCUAUACUUAUUUUCUAUUCUAUCUUUUGAUAACAAUCUCUGCUCGUCUGGUCUGGCAUUGCUGGGUAAGUAUCAUAAGAUCGGUAGUAUUGUAUAAUAAUAAGAAAAAGAUGGCAAAUGGCAAAUGGCAAAUGGCAAUUGGCAAUUGGCAUUGGCAAUGGCAUGCUGCUGCUAAUACUGUUGUGAUUUGUGAUUGUGAGUCGUAAAGUGGUUCUUGCGUUUUUGGAUACUUUCAGCUUAAAUCCAAAGUGUUUUCACUUUUCA
Messenger RNA from Nelumbo nucifera (sacred lotus), 1344 nucleotides. Its product is annotated as serine acetyltransferase 5-like. The record is from RefSeq and is a predicted model, not a curated record. Gene Ontology annotation, cellular component: cytoplasm. Lineage: Eukaryota; Viridiplantae; Streptophyta; Magnoliopsida; Proteales; Nelumbonaceae. Gene Ontology annotation, molecular function: L-serine O-acetyltransferase activity.